AUGACCGUGCAACGCCCGUCGUGGCCGCCGCUCUACUUCCCGCACUUCCACGGCACCGAGCCCGUGCCGCGGCCGGCCGGGGACGCCUGGGCCCCGCUGGCGGCUCUGUGCUGGCCCUGGCAGCCGCUGCCGGCCCGCUACGCCGCGCUGCCCGCUGCCGUGCUGCCGGAGCCGCCGCGCCUCUGCUGCCCGCCGGGCGCUCCGCGGGCCGGGGACGGGGUGCGGCGGCCGCAGCUGCAGCUUCAGGAGGAGAUGUGCGAGCUGGGCAUCCGCCUGAAGGAGCUGGAGCUGGCGGCGCUCAUCGGCGAUGGUUUCGACGCCAGGCAGUAUAAAAUYCUGAAGGARCUGGAAGAAAAGAAGAUUCAAAGCAUGAAAGCAAUGCAGAACCUGAAGUAA
This is a messenger RNA of Malurus melanocephalus (red-backed fairy wren), 396 nucleotides long. RefSeq names its product chromosome unknown C11orf91 homolog (gene CUNH11orf91). The transcript is spliced from 2 exons. Lineage: Eukaryota; Metazoa; Chordata; Aves; Passeriformes; Maluridae. The record is from RefSeq and is a predicted model, not a curated record. Bases 1 to 396 code for a protein of 131 amino acids.